AUGCAGUUCACGUCUUCCCAGUUGAUUGCAAGUGAGAUCUUUCCUGUUUCUGUUGUGAAGGCACUUCUCUACCCUGGGGCCAUUGCAAGUGGCCUCAUUCAUAACAUGACUGUUCCAAGCUGGGGUAAUCUUUUAAAUAUCUAUAAUUUGACUGAAGUGAAGGAGGCCCCUGCAGUAACUGAUCUACAGCGUUUGGAGGUUCUUGCAGGAAGCUACUUCUCUGUGGCAGGAGCAAUAAUUGGAAUUCUAAAACCUGGGAGGAUGAGCAUGUUUGGGACACUACUGAUUAUUUGGGGCCUUGUCAAGGAAGGGAUCCUUGGAAAGCCAGUGAAUACUGACACUUCCAAAUCUGUUUUCGUCUACCCAACAAUGCUGAUUGCCCUGGUGUGUGCCUUAACUUCUGUAAAGUACGACGUGAAGAAGGUUAUGAGAAGUGCUCCAGCCAGACCCAUUGCAAAACCUCUGCAGAGCUCUUCAAAAUCUAAGCUGAAAUGA
This is a messenger RNA of Ilex paraguariensis (yerba mate), 495 nucleotides long. NCBI's taxonomy places the organism in Eukaryota, Viridiplantae, Streptophyta, Magnoliopsida, Aquifoliales, Aquifoliaceae. The record is from the annotation of a GenBank genome assembly.